UCGUCGGUUUUUUUUUGACAGCCACAUGAACCGAUGAAUCUGGUCCGUCUGUCGGGAUCCCUCACAAGCAGUCACCCUUGGGAUUAGUCGGGUUCCUCAUUGGAUUCUCCGCUGCCGGAACAGAUCGGAGUAGAAUGACUGAGAGUCACUCACGCCUUGGAUUUCACCCCGCCAGGCUGGAUUCCUUGCCAGCUAAGCCUACUGAAGCCCAACCAGCCAAUCAUGGCGAAGACAAAUGUGCGAAGUCGCGAUGUAAAUGUCACGUCUGACGCCGCUCUUCGUAAAUCCCGUCAGGCAACGUGGCCAUGCGACGUGUCAGGCCUACUGGACGAAAGUGCGCCGUCGCUGUGCGAUCCAUGCGACUCACGCGAGCUCGAACUGGAGUUGCAGUUUCCAGACCACCGUCCCCAGGACUGGAAGGAUCAGCCGUUGCCUCAACAGACAACGGCGGCGUGUCCUCCUGAGCCGUUACCAGCCGUGCAAGAUCGCUGAAUGCUUCAAAGAGAAAAUACGGAAGCACCAGGCAUUGAUCGCCUUCAUAUUACCGCUACACUUGUUACUUGCCACACCCAUCAGCGUGACUCAAAUGCUUUACCUCCCCACUGAGCCACACUGUACUAAGGACGGACGAGCACGAUGACGCCACCCGGACUUCAUCUGCCUCUCUUAGCGUGCUGCGUGCUAGGAACUCUCGCCGCUCUAGUCUCCUCCCAAAGCUCGACCCCCUUAAUCUCCCGUGCCCCCCUCUGCCAUUCCCGCUCCCUGCUUCGGCUGUCUCUCUCAGCAUGUUACGUGUUAGGAACUCUCUUCUCUCUGGUCUCCUCCCAAACCCCCCUCCCAAUUCCCGCUCGCUGCUUCAGCUGCGCCACUGUGCCGCCCAGGCCUGCCCGCCCUACCUCUGCUGCUCCUCCUUCUACGGCUGUGGCCUGGGCUCUGCUUGCCUUACUGACUGCCUCUCCGGCCCCUGCCAGACCGCUGGUAACACCGCUGAUAGUGGUAACAGUGCUGCUGGUAACACCGCUGCUAGUGGUAACAGUGCUGAUGGUAACAGUGCUGCUGGUAACCCUGUUGAUGGUAACACGAGUGGCCCUCGGUUCCAGCCCCCUGUGUGCUGCACUGCUGCUGCAUGUGAUAUAGCUCCAAUGAUGUGUGGCCAGGGGUGUAUCUCAGGCCCUUGUUUCCCACGAGACUAUGUGAGGAGUAGGUUGGGGGCCUUACGCAACAGCAGCAGUAGCAGUGGGAGUAGCAACCGCACUGGUACUAGUGAUACCAGCAGUACCAACAGCAACAGUAGCAGCAACAGCAGUGGUAGCAGUAACAGCAACGGUAGCAGCAACAGCAACAGUAGCAGCAACAGCAAUAGCAAUAGCGGCAGCCAUGCGACAGGGAGCAACAGCAGCAGCAGCAGCAAUCUCAGACCUGGCAGCAAUGUUACAGAUGCUAAAGAUGGUACGGGCAGCAAUAAUGUUACAGGUGGCGACAACAUAACAGAUGGCAGCAAUCCUAUCCCUCGCAACAGGAACAGCAACAGCAAUAGCAGCAGGAGUGAAGCCGGCAGCACCAGUGACAAGGGCAGCAGCAGCAGCAGCAGCAGUGUCAGUAGUGGUGGUGCUGCAGUGUCAGUGGGUGUGUUAGCCGUCGUGGUCGUUGCCAGCAUCGUCUCGGCUCUCCUCUUACUCCUCGCCCUCUUCCUAUGCCUGCGCCAUCACCAGAGGCAGAAGAGCCACAGGAGAAAGCAGGAGGAGGACAGGCAGGGAGGCUCUAACGCAAGAGGGCAUGUACCGCUAGACUCUGGAUCCAACGGUCAGGAUGAAGUGAGAUGGGCGAAGCCGAUCUAUCUGCGGAAUAAGCACAGUCAGCCCUGGUGGCGAUGGGACAGAGCGAGGGCUGCGCCUGCUGACUCUGAGUCUGCUUUCCAGCAGCAUGCCACCCCCUCGCCUUCUGAUGCUCCUCGCCGCUUCUCCUUUGCGCAGCUAAGCCGGGCGACUGACGGAUUCUCCCCAGCAAAUAAGAUAGGAGAGGGGGCCUUUGGUACAGUGUACCAGGCGUUACCUGUCCCUGUUGCUGAGUCAUCAGGUGUCACGUCAGCAAGCAGGAGGGAAAGAAGAGAUGCGGGAGCUGUUUCUGCGAAGAGGGUGGAAGGGGGAGGACAGAGGCAUGGUGAGGAGUUUUGGGCGGUGAAGAGGGCCAAGAGAGGAAGCAUGGGACCUGGAGGGGCAUUUGAACAGGAGGUGCGCAUCAUCUGGCGUUUGAACCACCGGAACCUGGUGUCCCUCAUAGGGUGGUGCGCCGAGCGUGGGGAGCAGCUGCUGGUGUAUGAGUUCGUCUCCAACGGCAACCUCUGCGAGGCUCUGCAUGACCUGUCCCGCCCUCCGCUCUCCUUCCCCAGCGCCUCUGCAUCGCCCUUGGCGUUGCCCGCUCCCUGCACUACAUUCACGAACAGGCACGGGACCGCAUGUUGCACCGAGACAUCAAGUCACUUAACAUCCUUCUCACAGCAGCGCUCCAGCCCAAGCUGUCAGACUUCGGCCUCUCUCGCCUGCUGGAAGGCGGGGAGGCCAGCUUCUUCACUCACGGUCUCUCAGGCACACGGGGAUACCUGGAUCCAGAGUUCGUCCUCACGCACCGCGCAUCCACCAAGUCCGAUGUCUACAGCUUCGGCGUCGUUCUCCUGGAGCUGCUCACCGGCCAACGCCCCUUGGUGUACCUCUCACCGCCUGCCCUUGCCACUGGUCACAGGCCGCAGAUUUACGCCCCCCCUGCUGCAGCUUUUGAGUCGACACAAAAGUCGCCUGCCAAUGUCAGGGGUCACAGGCUGCAGAUCCACGGUUGCCCUGCUGCCCUUGUUGGUGUGGUGCAACCACCUUAUACACGUGUAGAGCUGUCAGCAGCAGCCGGACAAGCAGGGCCAGCAGCAGCAGCAAUAGCUUCAGCAGCAGUAGAGGGUGCAGCAACCGAAGCAGCAGCAGCGGGCCAAGAAGAAGCAACUCAUUAUGCUUCAGGGCCUGGCAACUUGGAGUGCAAUACCCGGAGUCCUGCGAACCCGUGCCUUGACUCAGACCCACCCAGGUUGCCUCCAAGAGAAGACCAGUUACCAUCUAUUACCUCAUUUCCCCACAAUCCAAGCUCCGCAGCAUCAGAUAUCGCAUGGCCUCAAGAUACAGACGCAUCAUCAGAGCUAAUUCUAUUGCCUCAGGAUGAAAUCUCUCAAAUCUCUAGAAUCCCAGAAGAAGCACUUGCAGGGGCAGAGGCAGCUCCAGGCAAUCUGCUGCUAGGAUAUGCUUCUCUGGGUGCCUCCAGUAACCAUUCCUUCGGUGUUACCACUCUCGCUGACUGGGCCCGUCGCAUGAUCGCGCACGGCCACCUGGCAGAGAUUCUCGAUCCCCGCAUGCCACAUCCGCCACCUGCUUUGCCUCCUCAGCUGGCUGAGUUUGCUAACGUGGCAGUUGCUUGCACGGACCCGAUUGGCUACCGCCGGCCAGGUAUGGGGUCGGUGUGCUCUCGUCUAGAGGCCAUUCUCCGCUCCCUCACCCCCAUGCCCACCGAGCCUCGCCAUCUCCCUUAUAAGCUGUCUGCCUUCCUAGUCACUGGUCAAUCUGACAGUGCUACAUGUACUGUAGCAGCUGCUGCUGUGCGGGAAUACCCAAGCUCUGGGGCCUACAGCAGUGUUACUCGGACUGGCCAGGGCAGCAGCAGCAACGGCAGUUGUAGUGAUGGAGCUUUUGUGAAUCUAAGUGUGCAGGCCAAACCACAAGGACUUGCCAUGCAUCAUGGGAUGGGGGGCACGAGCAGCAGCUCUACACACAGCAGCAGCCAGAGUAACAGCAGCUCUGGGAGCAGUAUCGGGAGCACAGCCCCAUUGAACCCUGAGAAGAGUGUUGUCCAGGAAUCCGAGUUUGGAAAUGUAGUGAGAUGCAUUAGGUAGGAAGUCCAGCUUGUUUUCAUCGUUGCCUCACUCACCUGAUAGAUUACCGUUUCGGUUGCUGCUUUUGUUUUCCAAAUUUCCAGACACAGAGCUUCAUCCU
Molecule: messenger RNA, 4025 nt
Organism: Closterium sp. NIES-67
Lineage: Eukaryota; Viridiplantae; Streptophyta; Zygnematophyceae; Desmidiales; Closteriaceae
Source: the annotation of a GenBank genome assembly